Messenger RNA from Eimeria maxima, 606 nucleotides. Its product is annotated as TBC domain-containing protein, putative. The transcript has 2 exons. Lineage: Eukaryota; Apicomplexa; Conoidasida; Eucoccidiorida; Eimeriidae. Bases 1 to 606 code for a protein of 201 amino acids. The record is from RefSeq and is a predicted model, not a curated record.
AUGGGCCUUGAUGAGGCCCUAAGAUAUAUUCGUGUUGCUGCUGCUGCUGCACCAUUUGCUGCUCAAACUCCAAAGGAGGGGGAGGAGCAGCAGCAGCAGAAACAGCAACAGCAGCAGCAGCAACGGGUUAAAGAGAAGCAGCAGCAGCAGCGGCAGCAGCUGAGGUGUCUGCAGGUCUCCCGACCCCGUCGCAAUGGUCUACAGGAGAUUGAAAUGCAGGAGAAGCCGCAGCAGCAACUCAACAGCCCUAAAGCAGCAGCAGCAGCAGCAGACAGCAGCAGCAGCAGCAGCAGCAGCAGCAAUAUAACACCUAGCGAGCAAUGGCUGCUGCAGCGCAUGCAACGAUUCCCUAUUACUAAUAAGAUGAUAGAAGCAUUAGAAGCUGCUUAUGAUGAACAAAGGCCAUGCAAGCUACUUAUUGAGCCAGGACCCAAGGGAGGGGGUGUGCGUUGGCGAGUUGUGCCUGAUGUCCCUAAGGGACAACCAAGUGUCUCCUCUGUCCCUAUUAAUAUAAUAGAUAAUUAUUUCUCCUCAGAAGACAGACACAGCAGCAGCAGCAGCAGCAGCAGCAGCAGCAGUACCUGCUGCAGCAAGCGCAACAACUAG